AUGGAUCCCUCCAUGAUUGAGCACAAUGCGAAUGUCAAAAGUGCAACCACCACAGCGCGCAUGAGUAUAGUGGUGCGUGUUAUGGUUUUAGUGCUUGCCCUUCUCACGACUCUUAUUUGUGGGCUCCGACUCUACCUCCGGAAACUCAUCCUCCACUCCUUCGGGCUCGACGAUUACCUAGUCGUCCUAGCCCUAAUAGGAGUCAACGGCUUCUCAGCCCUAGCCUACACAAUUUCUUACUACGGUCUCGGAGCAAAUACAGAAGACGUCAGCGCUCGAGAUCUGGCCACCUGGUUCAAGAUCUACUUCGGCGCAGAAUGCAGCUACCUCGUCGUCGGGGCUGUCGUCAAGAUUAGCCUGACGGUAUUCAUCAUGCGUCUCUUUCCGACUCAGUUUAUACGUAUUGCAGGAAUAUCAACCAUGGCUUUUAUCGGGGCCUUUACGAUCUCCAUGACCCUUGCAUUGACGCUGAAAUGUCGACCUGCCCGAGCGUCCUGGGAUAAGAGCAUCACCGAUGCAAAGUGUUGGUCGUCACAGACAAACUUUGCUAUUCUUUUAACUCAAGGUAUCAUUUUAUUCGUCCUAGAUGUGCUUAUCCUAGCACUGCCGGGCACUGUUAUCUGGAGACUGCAAAUGCCAUUGAAAAAACGGCUGUCGAUCCUGGGUCUGUUUGCCAUCGGCUUCAUCGCUUGCAUAGCAGCACUCGUCCGCUUCAGUACCCUCGUCUACGCAAAGGAUGAGACAAACUUUACCUACUCCGCCGCAACAUCCCUAAUCUGGAUGGAAGUCGAAUUCAACCUUGCCCUAAUGUCCGGCUCCCUCUCCUCUCUUCCAAAACUCUUCACGAGAAACCGGGACAGCCACACUUCAACCCUAAACUUGCCCUCCUCCCAGAAGUCCGAACAUGACUCACGGACCGCACCCAACAACCUCGAGCUCUCAUCACAGCUAUCCUGGACCCGUGGGAUCCGUAAAAAGACCGAGAUUACACGCGUCUUCGAGGCGAAUCAAAGCCAGGAGCGGAUUGCGCCGAUAUACGGGGCGGGCGAGCUCAUGACGACGUCAAGUGCUUAUGCGGAGGAGGGCGGGUCGAUUAGUGAGGUUGAUGAUAGGGAUCUGUAUGGAAGGAAGAGGUGUGGGGAUGGGUUGUCUUGA
This is a messenger RNA of Aspergillus calidoustus, 1155 nucleotides long. The record is from the annotation of a GenBank genome assembly. Lineage: Eukaryota; Fungi; Ascomycota; Eurotiomycetes; Eurotiales; Aspergillaceae.